AUGUCCUUUCAGCCGGCGUUCAACGCCAGGCUGAUUGCCGAGGUGAAGAAGUACCCAUGUCUAUACAAUCACGCCAAGCGUGGAAGCGGGGAUACGCUGGAGCGGAUGCGAAUAUGGGAAAAAAUUGCCGCCGACGUUGAUAGCAAUUGUUCCGGUGACUUUGCCAAAAAGCGCUGGCUACAGUUGCGAGAUCGAUAUCGUAAAGAACUGAAGACCGCGAUUAAGCAGAAUUUUGUCUCACCCGUUCGAUGGUGUUACUUUUCACACCUAUCGUGGCUCGAUCCUUACCUGAAGGAUAACCUGGUGUUGACCUCUUGCGAAAGUUACGGCGAAAUCAAGGAUGAGUACGGUGUGGAUUACGGUAUCAGCUCGGUGAAGACCGAACCAGAUGACUCUGAUGGCGGCCAUUCUUCGUCCAUGAUGGAAUCCUCCGUGAUUGACCGCCUGCUAGCGUCGACUCAUCAACUCGCAGGUUCCCAGAAAGGUGAGUAA
Cylicostephanus goldi is the source of this 492-nucleotide messenger RNA. The record is from the annotation of a GenBank genome assembly. NCBI's taxonomy places the organism in Eukaryota, Metazoa, Nematoda, Chromadorea, Rhabditida, Strongylidae.